UUUCAUUUAACUCGAUGACUGAAUUGUAUAAUAAAUAACUUUUUAAAUCUUUUUUUGAUAUAUGGCAAAAAAUGGAACUAAUAUGUGCAGUACAAAAUUAUGAUUGGGGUAAAUAUGGUAGAGACAGUAUUGUUGCAUCAUUAAUUAAAACAUCAAACCCUAAUUUUGUAAUAAACGAAGAAAAACCAUACGCAGAGCUAUGGAUGGGUACACAUGUUAAUGGUCCUUCAUAUUUAAUGGAAAAAAACAUUUCUUUAGAAAAAUAUAUAGAAGAAAAUACAAAUGUAUUGGGUUCUGAAGUAGAACAAAUAUUUCAAUCAUCUUUACCAUUUCUUUUUAAAGUUUUAUCCGUAAGAAAAGCAUUGUCUAUUCAAGUACAUCCGGAUAAGAAAAAAGCAGAAGAAUUACAUUUAUUUGAUCCUACAAUUUAUAAAGAUUCUAAUCACAAGCCAGAAUUAAUGAUAGCUUUAACAGAAUUUGAAACACUUUGUGGUUUUCGUCCAAUUGAAGAAAUAAAAAAAUAUUUAGAAUUACUUCCUGAAUUACGAGCAUUAAUUGGUGAUGAUUUAGUUCAUGAAUUUAUGAUAACAAAUGAUUCAGAAUAUAGAGAACCUUUAAAAAAAUGUUUUCGUAGUCUUAUGAUGUGUGAGCAUAAUUUAGUAAUAGAACAACUUAAACAUUUAUUAGAACGAUUGUCACAUUUAGAUAUAUCAUCUCAACAAUUAUUGAAUGCUGAUUUGUUGCGAAAACUUGAUUCAUAUUUUCCUGGGGAUAUUGGAUGUUUUGGUAUAUAUAUGUUUAAUUAUAUUACUUUACAACCAGGCGAGGCUGUAUAUAUUGCUCCAAAUGAACCACACGCUUAUAUAUAUGGUGAUUGUAUAGAAUGUAUGGCAUGUUCUGAUAAUAUAGUACGUGCUGGAUUAACACCAAAGUUGAAAGAUGUAAAAACAUUAACAGAAAUGUUAACAUAUAAAUGUGAGCCAGAUUUUGCAAAGAAGUUUCCUGGUUAUUGUGAAGAUAAUUGUACAGAAAUAUUUCAACCUCCAGUGCCAGAUUUUGCAGUAGCCAAAAUUUUAAUACCAUGUGAUAAAAUGGAAUAUGAAUUGAUUCCAAGAAAAUCAGCUAGUAUAAUUAUUGUCAUAAAUGGUAAAGGAAAAAUUCGUUCAUCACAAAUUAUACAAAGAGGAACUAUUUUAUUUGUUCAUGCUAAUGAAAAACUGUUGGUGAAAAUUGUAGAAAAUUGUUCAUUGUUAAUGUUUCAAGCAUUUGCAAAUGUAUGAAAAAAAAAAAAAAAAAAUGAACAGUUAAUAAUUCACUUUUAUAAACAUGAGGAAUAUAAAUUGAUAUAUUUCUCUAUUGUGAUUUUAAUGUAAUAUUUUUCUUAUUACAGA
Messenger RNA from Polistes dominula (European paper wasp), 1391 nucleotides. It is a transcript of the gene Mpi, whose product is annotated as mannose phosphate isomerase. Gene Ontology annotation, molecular function: mannose-6-phosphate isomerase activity; zinc ion binding. NCBI's taxonomy places the organism in Eukaryota, Metazoa, Arthropoda, Insecta, Hymenoptera, Vespidae. Gene Ontology annotation, biological process: GDP-mannose biosynthetic process; carbohydrate metabolic process. Gene Ontology annotation, cellular component: cytosol. The record is from RefSeq and is a predicted model, not a curated record.